Molecule: messenger RNA, 9523 nt
Organism: Wyeomyia smithii (pitcher-plant mosquito)
Lineage: Eukaryota; Metazoa; Arthropoda; Insecta; Diptera; Culicidae
Exons: 3
Coding region: 1-5277 (1758 amino acids)
Biological process (GO): DNA integration
Molecular function (GO): nucleic acid binding; zinc ion binding
Source: RefSeq, a predicted model, not a curated record
AUGUCGUACAGAUUUCCACACGCUGAUCACCUCACUAACGAAGAGGUUGAUUACGAACUAUUAAUCCGCGGUAAGACAAAUGAUAUGGCUACUGAGCCAGAGGCUAAAUAUCGCCUUCUGCGGAAUCUCUUCCACGACGAUAUCCGCGAAAAGCGAGACUACCCGUCGCCCUACACCAUCGAGCAGGAGUUUGACUAUAUCGCGGGUAAGGUCUAUGAUUUGGAGAAGAAAUUGGGUCGCGGCGUGGAUGAUCGGGUCAUGUCCCGGUUGAUCCACUACGCUAUGCGAGCGGCUAGAAGCCAAGCACCCGAUGCUCGCUCGGAGAAAAUGCGACGGGAAUUGUGUGGCUCCAUUCGGGAGGUUUUGAACAGAGCUAAUGGGAAAAAGGUUACCGACGAGAAACAGGGUAGGACAAAAGCGUUAGAUGCGCGCCGAAACUUGUCGACGGAGUUGGAUGACGCAAACGGAGGUGCAGUAGGUGGUUAUUCGUUGGAGGAGUUACAACGCGGAAUCGGCGAAGCCUUGAGACGUGAUCCUUCGAGUGGUGCAUACCCGAAGCAACUUCCAGGGAAUCGGGAUCCAGCCGUAACUCCAAAACAGUCCAAGGACCAGGCACUCCUGGAGCGCAUUGCGAGUUUGGAAAGGGAAUUGGCGAAGGCACGGAUGGAAGGUUCACGCCAGAAUGCACCCCCGCGCGUCGAGCGGAUAGCCUCAGAGGGUGGUCCGACAAAAUUCCAAAAAGCGAGAGAGAAGCCACGGGAACGGCAUUCGAUGAUUUUUCCUCUAGACCUCAACAAUCCGUGGGCGGAACAACGCGAGAAAAACCGAUGGGACCGUUGUGAACCUGAGCGUGUUCGACGCGACUUAUCGCGGGAUCGUCAGGGAGGUGAUAUCGGGGUAGACCGGCGGAAUCGGGACCGAUAUUCACCGGAUCCAGAUCGUGAACGUAGGGAGCAUCGCUCCAGACACGAUCGUGUUGCCAGUAGUCGUCAGAGAGGCGAUACCGGGGCAGACCGGAGGGACCGGAACCGGUUUUCGCCAGAUCCAGAUAGUGGACGCAGGGAUCAUCGCCCCAGAGUCGAGCGUGAACGCUGGGAUUCUAGCGACGACGACAGCUCUCUCGCGGAUGAUAACGUGUUCAGUCCGCAUCGCAGGCGAGAUAGCCGAAGGGAGCGGCGAAUUAGCGACGCCGAAAUUCAAAACGCUGACCGCCGAAUGGAAAAGUGGCAUUUGACCUUCAGUGGCGAUAGUCGGCAACGGCCAUUAGAAGAUUUUCUCCACAAAAUCCGUCGCUUAGCGCAUAUGGAUCGCAUUGCGGACGAUGUACUUCUGCAACGAAUCCAUACGAUCCUUAGAGGGGAAGCUUAUGACUGGUACCUAUGCUAUUCUGACGAGUUUCUCACUUGGGAGGACUUUGAAGAAAGGAUACGGUACAUGUACGGUAACCCCAAUAAGGACCAAGGAAAUCGGCAGCGCAUUUACGAACGGAAACAGCAUCGGAAUGAAACCUUUCUUUCGUUUAAGAUGGAGAUCGAGCGACUCAACAAAUUGUUAACCACACCGUUGGACCAGCACCGCCUCUUCGAGGUGAUCUGGGACAAUAUGCGACCGCAUUACCAAUCGAAAUUGGCCUGUAAAACGGUUCGAGAUUUGCGAAAGCUCGAGUACUACGCAUAUCGCAUCGAUGCCUACGAUCCCACUUUUCGACAGUAUAGGGAUGGACCAGCUCGACCCCCCAAUCGAGUCCAUCAGAUCGAAGUGGAGAACCGGAGCAGCGACGAGUCGUAUUCGGAAGCGGAAGAAGUCAAUUUCAUUGGGCGGAAAGGUGAGCAGCGAAGAAAACCGGUAGAGUCAGCCAACCUUUCAGUGGAAACCAGACAAGUGCGGCAGCGACCAACACACGAAACGGAGCGCUUGGGCCCGUUGUGCUGGAACUGUCGUAAGAAGGGGCAUGUCUGGAGACACUGUUCCGAGGAAAAACGAGUUUUCUGCUAUAUUUGUGGGAAUCCCGGGAAGGUCGGGAAACUAAAUCGGGAAUGCCAGAAUGGGAGCAACCGCAUUCCGAUUGAGAGAGAUGUUCCCAAUGACGUUUACUUAGAUCCGUUUCAGGAGGUGUGCGAAGUGCGGGUUCAGACAACUCUAUGUCCGCACAUUACUGUGCGGAUCUUCGACGAAGAGUAUGAUGCACUGUUGGACUCCGGAGCGAGUGUCAGUGUGACUAACAUUCCUGACCUUGCCGAGCGAAACGGAUUAAUCCUUCAACCAAGCCCUCUGAAGAUCGUAACUGCAGAUAAGACCGUCCAUGAAAGUCUGGGGUACGUGCAGUUGCCUGUACGCUUCCGAGGAGUUACGAAGGUACUUCCCACUCUAGUAGUUCCUCAGGUUUCCCAGCAACUUAUUCUUGGUUACGACUUCUGGAGACAGUUCGGUAUUCAGCCGAUGAUUCAGGGAGAGAACGGUUUUGAGCGGAUAACCGCUAUCGAGUCGGCUACACGAGCCCACUGCGGCGAAGACUUUGUACCGGCGGGGGUAAAAUCGAUUACCACACUACCGGUUUUAAAACCAAUGGGGCCAGAUGAGACGCUGGAUAUUCCGGCUUUGGAAUUACCAGAGCCAUCAAAAACAACCCCUGAAACAGUUGAAACCGAACAUGAUCUGACGGUAGAGGAGCGGAUAAGUUUGGUAAAAGUCGUCAAGACGUUCCCUUGUACGACCGAAAAGAGACUGGGGAGAACAUCGCUGCUGCAACACGAAAUCGUGCUUAGAGAGGAGGCAAAACCGUGUCGGCAACCGUUGUACCGAUGUUCGCCUGCAGUACAGGCGGAGAUGGAAGCAGAAUUAGAGAGGUACAAACGGAUGGAUGCCAUCGAAGAAUGCACUAGCGAGUGGGCAAGUGCUCUGGUUCCUGUUCGCAAAACGAAUGGGAAAUUAAGAGUGUGUUUAGACUCGCGGCGGAUCAAUGCUUGGACCAAGAAAGAUUCCUAUCCCAUGCGCAACAUGGGAGGAAUAUUCCACCGGCUUGGUAAGGCCAAGUAUUAUUCCGUUGUGGACCUGAAAGAUGCGUAUUUCCAAAUUCCUUUGAAGGAGGAAUGUCGGGAUUAUACCGCUUUCAGGACCUCACAAGGAUUGUUCCGCUUCAAAGUCUGUCCGUUUGGGUUAACUAAUGCGCCCUUCACGAUGUGUCGCCUCAUGGACCGUGUGAUAGGCUUCGACCUAGAGCCAAACGUCUUCGUCUACCUAGACGAUAUCGUCAUCGCUACGAAGACGUUUGAGGAGCACGUCCGGCUUCUGCGGAUCGUGGCGGAACGCCUAGCUAAAGCCAACCUCACCAUCUCGCUCGACAAAAGCCGCUUCUGUCGCAAGCAGGUUACAUAUUUAGGCUACUUACUUACCGAAGAAGGCGUAGCCAUAGACAAUAGUCGAAUCGCCCCGAUUCUGAACUACGCUCGACCCCGAAAUGUGAAGGACAUUCGUCGCCUGUUGGGAUUAGCCGGAUUCUACCAACGUUUCAUCCGAGAAUACAGUCGGAUCGUGGCGCCGAUAUCCGAUCUUCUAAAAAAAUCGAGAGCGAAGUUUGUCUGGACUGAGGCAGCUGAAGCCGCCUUCGGGGAGCUAAAAGCUGCGUUAGUUUCAGCACCGAUUCUGGGGAAUCCAGAUUUUUCGCUUCCGUUCUCGAUCGAGUCCGAUGCUUCGGAUAAUGCUGUUGGGGCAGCGUUAAUCCAACACCACAACAACGUGCCGAAAGUCGUGGCCUACUUCAGCAAAAAGUUGAGUAGUACCCAAAGGAAAUAUGCGAGUGUCGAGAAGGAAUGUUUGGGAGUGCUCUUGGCGAUCGAACAUUUCCGCCACUUUGUUGAAGGGACCCGUUUUAAGGUGGUCACCGAUGCUCGAAGUUUGUUGUGGCUGUUUUCGAUUGGGGUUGAAUCUGGCAAUGCGAAACUGCUUCGUUGGGCUCUAAAAAUCCAGUCGUACGACAUCGAGCUGGAGUACAGAAAGGGCAAGAGCAAUAUCCUGGCGGAUUGUUUGUCCCGGUCCGUCGAAACUAUUUCUGUACAGGCGGUAGAUGUCGAACAACAAGAUCUGGCCGAUAAAAUCCAGCAAGAGCCAGCCAAGUACCCAGACUUUCGUGUUGUCAACGGGGAAAUCUGGAAGUUCGUGAAGGUGGACGGAAGAGUUGAGGACCCGCGAUUCCAGUGGAAACGGUAUCCAGCAAAAGCGGAGAGACCCGAGAUUGUACGUACGGUUCACGAACGUGCACAUUUGGGCUUCGAGAAGACAUUGAAUGCUGUGAGGGAACGAUUCUAUUGGCCAUACAUGAGCAGUGAAGUGAAGCGAAUCUGUCAAACCUGCUUAACGUGUCAGAUGAGCAAAGCUUCGAACCAGAACACGACACCUCCCAUGGCCAAUCAGAAGAAGAUCGCUCAGUACCCGUGGCAAUUUCUCGCGAUGGAUUAUGUCGGCCCUCUGCCAACUUCGGGCAAAAAUCGAAAUACGUGCCUUCUGGUGGUAACGGACCUAUUUUCCAAAUUCGUGAUCGUGCAGCCCUUCCGACAAGCAACAGCUGAAUCGUUAGUCAGCUUCGUGGAGAAUUCUCUGUUCCUGCUGUUUGGAGUGCCGGAAGUGAUCCUCUCGGACAAUGGAUCCCAGUUCACCUCUUCGUUAUUCAACGAUCUGUUGGCCCGUUACCAUGUCACACACUGGAGAACGCCCAAUUACCACCCCCAGGUGAAUGACACGGAAAGGGUUAACAGGGUGAUAACGACUGCUAUUCGGGCUUGCAUCAAGAAGGAUCACAAAGAAUGGGCGAAUAACCUGCAACAGAUCGCCAACGCGGUGAGAAACUCUGUCCACGAAGCCACCCACUACACUCCUUACUUUGUCAUGUUUGGUCGGAACAUGGUAUCCGACGGCCGGGAAUAUCGGCAUCUGCGCGACGCUCCAACUCCGAGUAACGACAAGAUUGUAGACGAGGAGAGGGAAAAGAUGUUAGAAGAUGUGCGGAAAAAUUUAAAAACCGCUUAUGAAAAGCACUCCUCGUACUACAACCUGCGCUCCAAUGCGAACUGUCCUACCUACUCGGUCGGUGAGCAGGUGCUCAAAAAGAAUACGGAGCAGUCGGACAAAGGGAAAGGGUUUUGCGCCAAGCUGGCACCGAAGUACAUUCCAGCGGUGGUAAGGAGGGUUGUAGGGGCACAUUGCUACGAUCUUGACGAUUUAGAAGGGCGAAGACUGGGAAUUUACAAUUGUAAAUUUCUUAAAAAAUUGUCUCGUCCUUAGUCUAACGUUUCCACCGUUGCAAAAUGUUGAUAAUUUUUUUUCCAGCUAUGUAACUCUAAGGAGUGACAAUAUGAAAUUGAUUUUUUUUUUUCUAAGCUAUGCAUCUCUACGGAGUGACAAGAAUAAAAUUUUGUUUUUCAAAGCUAUGUAGCUCUACGGAGUAACUUUUUUUUUAAUUUUAAAAUAAGUGAGGGACCGAAUUUCUUUCCGCUUUCUCAAUGGUCAUUGGGCAAGUUGCUGAAUCUGCACAAUCAAAGCGGCCUUAAGAGUAUUGGCCUCGUAGAAUAGAGCAUGAAGUUUAAGAAGGAGCUGGGCAAUGACCUGUCGAAAGUAGUGGAAACACGAAUUAAAAGUGAGCCCAAAGCGAUGAUUUCGCCGUGGUCGAGUAAUGACUCAGUUCUACUAAUACUCGCCGCACUAAAAUUUUAAGAUUGUGUAGAAUGGUAACAAUUUGUUCCAAUUCUCAACCUCAUUUUGUUGAAAUUCUUCAAACAUUUUCAAGCUAUGUAUCGCUCAAUUGAGUCGAGACAACUGAGCCAUGAUGCGAAAGCUCUGGUGCAGAAACACUGUUCUGCCAUUUCGUAAGGAAGCGCACAUUAGUGCGGCCCUCACAAAAACAUCUAUUUACUGGGGGAUCCUUGAUGCUGAAACGCUCGAGGAACUUUACGAAAUGUGUUGAAACAAGAAAAUGGCAAGUUUGAACGAAGAAAUUGUUCUGAGCUAAUGAUGCGAAAUAUUUCAUCAAGAAUCGUCCACAGACAACGAAUUCUUGGUGAGGGUUAGCAUCAAACAAGGAGAGUUUCUUCGUUUGACCAGGAAAAACUUCUAUAAGACGUUAGACAAAAUUAAGGGCAAGGAAAAAACGAGGCGAAUGUAAAAUUUCCCUUUCGGCGUCAGUAAUGUUAGUGUGUGCAACUACAUCGAGUCUUAGGUGUAAGUUAGUACCUAACGCUAUGUAUAUUUUUAAAUUGUCCUGCUACUUAAAUUUAUUAUUUUGAGUUAGUAUGGUCAGUUUAAUUUGUAAAUAGUAGAUUUAAUUGCAUGUUAUUUAUUUAUUUCUUUAUAUUUAGAAUAUAAGUAAAUAUUUAUUUAGAUGUUUAUAUGGUUGCUGAAUUAGGGUUAAUUUAUUUAUUUUCUCUAUCUGUUAUUUAUUCAUUUGUUUAGUUAGUUAAUUAUUUAUGUUAGUUAACAUGGUUUGCUUAAAAAUAUUGUUAGUUUCUGAAAUUUUUGUCUGGUUGAAAAAUUUAUAUCUUGGUAAAUUUAUAGUUGAAAAAUUUUAUGGCUCGCUGCCGUCCUGCUAGCAAGCCGCUGCAGCCGUCCUUCGGUGCAAAAUUUCAUUCCAGUUCUCCGGCUAUCCUAAAAUUUUAAAAAUAUUAGUUUAUGUUCGAAAUCUUACCUGUAAUUGGAAGUCAUCUUUCCUGUUCACUUUUUCCCUCGAUGUCCGGUUCUACCUCAAUAUUUUCCUCCAGACCCUACUCGUACCCGGGUAGUCUAGUCCGUCCGUCGGGUGCCGAUGGGGGCGGUGAUAUGGCUCUACAAAACAUAAUUUUAUAUGGGAGUUCUCUUGUAGUGAACUUCCGUAUAAAUUAUAUAAAAUUAUCAUUUUUCUUACCUGUUUUUUCCGAUUUACUAUCCUGUAGCACAAAACACACUCUUCUUAAUCACUGUUUACUUUACGUUUGACGUUUCUAUCGCUGCUGUACGGGUGUUCAUAUGUGUGCGUAAUUUAGUGCGGAGCUUUUUAUAGCACAGGGUGUUUAAUCAUUUUUCGUCUGUUUCGUUCUGGUCGAUUAUGUUCGAUGUUAGAAACAUUUCGUAAAAUGUGUUUGGAGUUAUUUAUGUCGGUUAAUGUUUCAUGUUGUCGGAUGUAGUCCGGUGUAGAAGCAUAACCAUUGUAUGUUGAGUAUUUAUGCGAAUUGCAGUGGCAGUUUUCUCUGUGACCAAUAAUUUCGGUGUAUGAGUUACUGCUGGGUAAAUUAAUGUGGGUUAUUGCGUUGUGGGCAAAGAUUCGUGUUCAGGUGUGUCCUGGGGUGUCUUUGACGUAAACAGAAGGUAGAUUUAUGUAGGAUACCUUUCCAACCGUAGUGUUGGAGUAGUCCUGUAUGUGAAUGUGCCAAUUUAUUGCUUUAAUUGUUUGGGGUAUUUAUGAAUAUUUAUGUGGCAGAUUUCUCACUAGACGAAGAGUCGUCGUUAGAGUUACUGCUGGGGAAUUUUUAAUUUGGGGAUAAUGCGUUUGCCUAAUAGAGAGAAGUUUCCAAAGAAGGAAAUUCUCUCGAAAAGUAAAUAGCAUGGGAGUUUUGCUGGGGGUGCCUUUCCAACAUAGUGAUUGGAGCGGUCCUCUAGUAAAAUUGCCUUGGAAUAUUGGAAGCUCGUUUUAAAAAAAUAAAGCGAUGCCGUAUUUGGGAAUAAUCUAUUUGGGAAAUUUAAUUGAAUCACCGUACAGUACCGAAGGAACGUUACACGCCCAUAGUUUGAAUUUCUUGGUGAACCUAACAUUUUGUAAAUAUUGUAAAUAGUAGCUUAAGUUAUGAUUGCUUUUUGUAAAUAUUCUGCACAUAAUUUUCUUCCAAAAUUUUCUCAUUUGGUAAUUUGUUUCUGUCAGGUUUGCAGUUACGAAAAUUUGAUUGUACUUCUACAAUCAAAUUUUCGUAAAACAGACCGGGGUGUUAUGUAGCAAUCAUGUUGGUGAAUUAAAUUUGCAUAAUUAUUCUUUGUCAAUUUUCGAAUUUAUAGCUGAUCUACUAUAAAGAUCAUGGUUAGUUGGCUAACCAGGCGCAAUUACACCUUGCGUACGAGUUAGCCGUUUGAAUAUUUGCUCUUCCUUUAGCCUCUCAUUCGCGGUGACGCAACCCAAAAUCUCAAGCACGAAUCUGCGACUUACUUGCUUGUUCUUAUUGGUAAAAUCCCAGCCAGCGCAGGUCAUUAAACUCGAGAAAUGAAAUGGUUAGAUGCAUGAAUCUAAUGGGAAAGGGAGAUAUAAACUCGGGUUUGAAUUUGCCGUGGAAGUUCGUUGUAAAAUUUCCGGUUUCAAACCAAAUGUCUCGUUUGAUCUGAGGGGCAAACCAAUCUCGCUUCGAUCAUUUAUAAUCGAACGGCGAAAGAAGCCAGAGUGUGUGUUUUUGUGUUGUUCGCGAUUUUGUUCGAGGUUUGUGUUAGCGUGAGGUUGUCUUAGAUUAGCUAGUUGUUUUAAAUUUUGUUUCUUUGAUAGGAUUAGCGCAUGUUAGGAGUAGCUAUAAAUUUAGUGGAGACUUUGCCAGCAAGUGUGGUGAAAACAAAAGCCGUUCGACGGCUUUUUACGUUUUAUUUAAAAGCGCUUGGCGAAGCCAUAAAACCCACCGCCAGCAAAGUACAUCCACCCUCCUACCGCACACUUCUGGGACCCACCGUCAGCCAGGACAAGGCCCGUUCCGCCAGCCGCCGCACACUUAGGCGGCCUAUGCUGAUUCGCUGAUCGGACUGAUCGGCGCGUGCUGUAGCAGUUAUCGACGCCAUUGCAGAAACCACGACCGUACCUGGAUGGGGCGGUGAUUGCAGAUUGAACCGAUUGCUGUCGGAUGCUGAAUAAGUAGAAAGGAGAGGUAGUAGCCGCCGAUCGAGUGAGUACGAACCAUAAAAAUCCCUGCGCAGGUUGAUAUAAACCAGUUAAGCCAAGACCCCCACCUUGAGAGAAGCUUUAUGGCGUAGCCAUUAGACACUCCACCCACGCACACUAUAGGUUAGUGAGCUAGUUGUAGAUGGCCAAAAUUUAGUUAGUAAAACGAAGCAUGCUUGUAAAUAUAAUUGUAAAAGUAAUAUAGUGCGUUUCCCCGUUGUUGAAGUGAUGUUUUGAUGAUUUAGGUAUUCUAAGGUGUCUCACGUCUCGCGCUCGUUCUAGUUUGUUUGUUUUGGUACUCCAGGUGGACUGCCUGGGAAAACAGUCCCCGCACUCUGGUUACGCUAAACUGGGCAGCAAUCUGAUUGCUCAGAAUUGGUCCAGUGAGGAGAAUCACGAGUUCGGUGUUUGAGGCUUUAGGAUUAUUUUCGCGAAUUUCUGCGGUAUUGAAACGCAUGAGACUGAGUACCUUAGUGAAGUGCAUCUGCCUUUUCGUUUUCCCUCAGUUUAUUACCCUGACCCGCCCUGAGGCGGAGUUUCUGGCCGGGCAAGCCAAGACAGGCAAGUGGUCCUCUCUGAGGUGGCGCUUAAGCCACUUGCUUGAAGAUACGGGGAACGGAACCGCAGAUUUUGGGAGUGUGGCUUUCAGGCCCG